This is a messenger RNA of Brenthis ino (lesser marbled fritillary), 3039 nucleotides long. The record is from the annotation of a GenBank genome assembly. Lineage: Eukaryota; Metazoa; Arthropoda; Insecta; Lepidoptera; Nymphalidae.
AUGAAUUUAAGCAGCGUUUCUAAAAAUAUUGAACCACAGGAAUAUCGAAAGUUCCCUCUUAAAGAGCGCUGUACUCGCUUUGAAAGUGUGUAUGGAUCUAACAAUCUAAAUUUGUCGUAUAAUGUAAAUCAAAUUCAGAAAAACACAGUAAAGUCGAUUCGAGAAUGUUCAAUCUUAAAUUUGUACAACACCACUACCAAACUGUACAAGAAUAAAACUUCGAAGUUCGUUAAACCUGUUUUGGUAGUAACAGUUAUACCAAAACAUCCUACAAUACGAAUAUCAAAGGUGUUUAACAAACAGAAACAUUACAAGAAAGUUCAAAACACGUUUUCAAAUUACGAGAACUCUGUGCAAAACUUAAACUUAUAUUCUUCUAAAGGAAAAAGAAGACCAAAAGUUUCCAAAGUUAAAACUUCCGAAAGUGACAUUUUAUACAACAAACACAAUUCUAAAUAUGCAGAUAUAACUUUAGAUCUGCUUAAUAUGGAAAGGAACAAGCGAAAAUAUGUCAAAACCAAUCGUCUUAAAGAUAUUAAAAACAAAGAGUGCUUUUGUAAAGCAAAGGAGGAUUAUAAGUUAGAAGAUAAAAAUGCUCAAAAAAAUCGAGUUACAAUUGUUGGUCAACUAGGAUUGACACAAGAUGAACGUUACGUGUUAAAAUGCGCUGCUACAGUAAACGAUAAGCCUAUUCCAACAAAUUUUUCGCAAGUAUCUAAUAGUCCUGAUCGUCCAAAUAUGAAACAAGCUUUUGCAAAUGAGCAGGCAACACAAGCUACUCAAGUUAAUUUUAAUUUCUCACAUAACAAUCCUAAAAAAGCUUACAAAAAUCAAAUUGUGCAAUGCAACUGUACUGAAAGUAAAGUUGAAACAACAAUGUCUAGAACGAAUGUACUUAAAGAAUCUAAAAGUCCUUUGGUCGUUAUAUCUGUGUAUCCGAUUCAAGAUGAAACGGGUGAUAUCGAUACUAGUCCUGUUAAAAUUAUCCAACAUAAAAAUUUACAAGACAGAUAUAAAGUAAAAACGCAAUACAACAAUUUUAAAAACAAUGAAAAACAAAACAAUGGAAGAACUCUUUCAUCGAAUAAGAUGGUACGAACACGUAAUAGUAGAUCUCCAUCUCCAGUUAACAUAGCAAAGAAGGUAUCUACCAAAAGAACUGCAGGUACAAAUACGUUCGCCAUAAACACCAGGAAGCAGAGUCCUGGUCGUCAAGGAAAUAGGAGCAAGCUUCCUAGUAAGCCUGAUGAUUUGAAAAUAGACUUGUCUCAUACAGUAAAGCAACAAAGUGAUAAUUUAAAAAAUAAAAAAGCAAAAUUUGACGUAGAACACGUUAAAAAGGCAUUGGUUAGCAGUUUUAUAAAAAAUAUAGAAAAAAUAGAUAAAGAUGUAUCCAAAAGAAAGUUUAUAGCCCCCAAAGACGAUGCCUCUAAGGUAACAAUAAAUAUAGAGGGUGACAAUGAAAACUACGAUGUUAUGUUUGAACGAAGCGAAUUCGAUACCGGUGUAUCGGUUCGUAAAACGGCAAAAGUGAAUAAAAAAUAUAAAAGUAAUAAUGAAGCUGGCGUCUCUUCUAUGGAAAACUUUCUUAUGUUAUCCGAUGACGCAGUGGACCAACCAAAUUAUGUUCGAAAAAUUAUAACAACUCAGUCGAAGUUAAACGUACGAGAUAGUCUUGAGAUUAACCACAGGCGAGAGCGAGGAAGCUCAAGUCUUAAACCUAACAAUAAUGAAUUUAAAAAAUCGGGCAAAAAUGAUUCAAAUGUUUUUGCACAAGUAAAACACUUUCGAGGUGAUAAUUGUUCUUUAACCGACCCUAACGAUAGAGAUAGAGAAAUCAGAGAGCUCUUAGGAGUCAUUCGGGACAGCAGGAAGUCAAAAAUAUCUACAGAUGUCCAAGAUAAAGAUCGUUACUGCGUUAAAAAAUGUUCCAAGAGCAUAAUGACAGGACUUAGCAUUACAAACAUACUUCAAACAAAAAUCAACAAGAAUGGAAACAGUAAUGCCAAAGUCCAUAACCAAAAAUUAUUCUCGAAAGAAAAUUAUUUAAAUAAAUUUACAAAUGCAAACGAACUUACUUUAUUAAAUAAAUCUCCUAAUUCUCAUGAUAUAAAAGAUCCAAUCACAUCUCAAAAUCUGAUAUUAAAUCGUAAUAUUCAAGUAUUUUUACAAUUAGAGCAGUUUAACAAAUCCCGCCCAAUAAUUCUGAAUAGAAAACAAUAUAAUAAAGUAAAAAGAACAAUACAAUGCACUAUAUCAAAGAAACUUAGCGUUGACAAGAAUUACAGAAAUGGUAGAAAUCACAGUAUAGUUUCUAUUGGAGAGAUAAAGGCCAGGUCAAAACAUCUACCGUUGCAUUUUGAUCGUGAAGUACAAACAGAAAGAACGGAAAUUAAAAGAAUCUUAAGAAAUAGUAAGAAGCGCAGAUCUGUUCAAACUAGAGAAAAUAAUAAGAGUGGAAACAAAAUAAAUGCCGCAAAAUCCAUAAAUGAUGCCUCGAUUGACAUUUAUAGAGGUGGUAAAGAAAAAUAUUUUGUAGAAAACAAUAAGUUUCGUAAGGUUGUAUCUUCAAUAGAGAUACGUUACACCAGUGUUGAAUACAUGAAACAUACUACCACGUCCUCUGCACAUGUCGCAGAAAAUGAACGCAAAUCUUUUCAUCGCAUUAGGCAAGAUAAUUCUAUUCACACAAUUUUUAAAGGAUAUCGAAGAUCUGUAACGCCCAAUCUUGGCACUUCGGCAUUUUCUUUAGAUUCUGAUAGAACAGAUUCUAACAAUUCUAUCAGACCGUCUGGCGCCGGUGAUUUUAAAGCUAAGAAACCUUUUUUACGGAGGCUAAUAUCAUGCUUAGUGAUGCGAUCACCUCCAGAUUCAGCGUUCAAACGUACACUUCCAUUACAAGGACGCGCUUUAGAAAUGUCUUCGUCCCUUUAUGAUACGUCGGCAUCUUUCUACAGCAAUCACGCCACAUUCCCAAUAAAUAAAAUGAAAAGAGGUUUUUUUACGUCUGUACGAGAAUUCCUUACGAGUCGAAGAACU